Molecule: messenger RNA, 5470 nt
Organism: Morone saxatilis (striped sea-bass)
Lineage: Eukaryota; Metazoa; Chordata; Actinopteri; Moronidae
Product: rho GTPase-activating protein 6-like
Biological process (GO): signal transduction
Source: RefSeq, a predicted model, not a curated record
GUUUGGGAAUGACCAGCGUGCAGAGGAACGCAGGAGAGGAAGUGAAGAUUUGCUCUUUCUCCACUUUGCGCAGCGUCUGCAGCCAAAUGCGGCACAUUCCAGCUCCUCACCAGCUCGUACUUGGACCUUUCGGUUGAUGGGGGAACACUAAACUCGUCUCAUAGUGGUCGUGGAGCUUUAGAGAGACACAUUGAGCAGCGCUGAUGUGAGAUCCAAAAUAAGGAGACAUGUCUGCCGCCCAAGGACUCCUCAACAGCGUCUUCUCCUGCUCCUCUCCUGCGUCCAAAGUCAUGACAAAACGGAGGCUACGCCAAACCCGGAGCUUGGACCCCGCUAUCAUAAGACACUGUGACUCCGAGACCGAGGGAGUAAGUGGCGCAUCGCUUUCUGGAGCGGCGGCUGCGGACGCAGGUGCGUCUCCGGAGCGCUUGGCUGUGAAACCGGCUUUACGCACCAGGAUACCCACACUUAAGGAGCCCAUAACCCCGUCCCUCUCAUCUCCUUCCAUACCUUUGGAUGUUUCUCCAUCCUCCAACUUCCACUUUGACUUUGAUACGGUGAAGCGUGCCAAAAGGAAUACCGCCGGGGAUUUACCGUAUCUAGUGAGGGGACCCGGCGCGGCGCCGUCCGGCAGCACUGGCACGCUGUUCUCUCCGCGGAGGUGGCUACAGAGGAAAGUGCAACCGUCCAGCUCUCACGCUUAUGUUGUGUGGAAAUCAGAGGGUGAUUUCACCUGGAGCGGCCUGUCAGGCCGGAGCGUGCGUCUGACGCCAGUUGCCAUCCAGAGCCUGUCGGAGCUGGAGAGGGCCAGGCUGCAGGAAGUGGCCUACACCCGUUUACACCAGGACUAUGAUCUGGGAUGUCAGAUAACCAUGCCAAAAGAUGGACAGAAGAGGAAAAAGUCGCUGAGGAGGAAGUUGGACUCGCUUGCAAAAGAGAAGAGUAAAGACAAAGAAUGCAUACCCCAGGCCUUCCAGUAUACGCUCUCCCGGUCAAUUGCUAAUGACAGAAGCACAGGCACGCCGUCAGGACGCUAUCGUCAGACCCCACAGCGCGAGGAGCCACAAAGAACCUUCCUCGCGACCUCGUCUCGUCCCAUUUUACAGUUUGCCACCAAGCGGCCGUCCAAUAAGGAGUUAUCCAGCAGUAACUCCUCUUUGAGUUCCACAUCGGAGACAGCCAAUGAGUCAACGUCACCCAACACGCCGGAGGCUGCACCGCGAGCACGCAGGAGGGGAGGCAUGUCAGUGGACUCGAUCACGGACCUGGACGAUAACCAGUCCCGCCUGCUCGAGGCUCUGCAACUCUCUCUGCCGGCCGAGACGCCGAGCAAAAAGGAGAAGCACCGGGACAAGAGGCUGAGCCUCAACCCCAUCUACCGUCAGGUGCCCCGGGUGGUCGACAGCUGCUGUCAGCACAUUGAGAAAUACGGCUUGCAGACUGUGGGGAUCUUCAGAGUGGGAAGCUCCAAGAAGAGAGUCCGACAGCUACGCGAGGAGUUCGAUCGUGGUGUCGACGUCCAGCUGGAUGAGGAGCACAGCAUUCACGAUGUGGCCGCACUGCUGAAGGAGUUCCUCAGGGACAUGCCCGACCCUCUUCUAACCAAGGAGCUCUACACGGCCUUCAUCAACACCACAUUGUUGGAUACCGAUGAGCAGCACAAUGUCACUCAGCUACUGGUCUACCUGCUCCCAGCAUGCAACAGCGAUACUCUCCACCGCCUGCUGGAGUUUCUGUCCACCGUGACCGACCACGCCCACGACCGGCAUGACAAAGACGGGCAGGAGAUCACAGGGAACAAGAUGACAUCUUUGAACCUGGCCACCAUCUUUGGCCCAAACCUGCUCCACAAGCAGAAGAGCUCAGACAAGGAGUUCAGCGUCCAGAGCUCGGCCAGGGCCGAGGAGAGCACAGCCGUCAUCGCCGUGCUGCAGAGGAUGAUCGCCAGCUACCAAACGCUCUUCAUGGUGCCUCCUGAUCUGCAAAAUGAGGUUUUGAUGAGUCUGCUGGAGACUGAUCCAGAUGUGGUGGACUACCUCCUGAGAAGAAAAGCAUCACAGAGUCCAGACCUGUUGCAGACAGAGGAGCCUUUCACCCUGAGCGAGCGCCGCUCCUCCAGCGACUCCAACAAGGCCUCCAGCGGCGAGGUGUCCCCUUAUGACAACAACUCGCCGGUCCUGAGUGAACGGAGAGGCGAACCAGGAAGCCCGGGCAGCGAGCGGCUCUGCCGUGUCCCAGAACAGUACACUCUGGUGGGGCAGGUGGCUGGCUGGAGCAGAGAGCCUGGAUCUGACACAUGGGGUACCAAAGACACUAUAUCAGAGGAGCACGCUAACAUUUGGGGGACGUGGCACACUACUCUGAAACCAGCACUCAAGGACCAACCGUACACAGGUUCCCACGGCAACAUGUCAGAGGGAAGCUCCCGCAGCUCACAGGAAGGUCUCGACGGACUCCAUGGCGAUGGCAAGCAGCCAGCAACGCUACAACGGACUCUGACAGCGCCUGGCAUCACCGAGUGCCGACCCCACCCGCCGGUCACCAGGGUGUGCACCAGCCCUCACGUGGAGGCGAGGCGACCGCGCCUGCAGCUCAGCAUUAACCCCUCUGUGACGUCACACCUCAACAGCACGCAAGGCCUCCAUCGAGGAAGCGGACACGGACCUAGCCCGACCUCCAGACCUCAAGGUGGGGCGAACACUAUCGACCCUGCUAUGCUUAACGACGGCCACUGCCCUCCCCCUUAUAACGCCCACCAUCGACUGGCUAGUUCCCAAAGUUCACCUCAGCUGGCAACGGGUCAGCGCCCCCCCCUGCAGCACGGGAGGCUGAGUGCGGCGCAGAGUAACUCGGCCUCAACGACCGAGGGCCAAAUGGUGCCACAAAGCCCCGAGUGGCAGGACUGGCAGAGGGACCGUUGGCAGAUCUGGCAGCUGCUGUCCUCUGACAAUGCUGACGCACUGCCGGAGACUCUGGUGUGAUCUCAGACCAUGAACUCCAGCUUAAUCUCCGUAGAGAUUCUGCUCUGCUAGCCUACCAAUGGCAUGAUCCAACCCCUCCAGUGACAAUCACUCCUGUCCCCUACCUUCAUUUCACCAUGAAAUGUGUCAUGUUUCCUCCCAGCCUGCCUUUCAUCCAUGGAUUCCCUUCCCAUGAACCCUUCUGUGCUUCUCCUGCAUCGUAGCGCCAUGGCGUUGUUGUUUACGUGCGCAGCUGCUGCCUUAUACAGACUUUUACAUCCAAGAGCCACUAGUAUUUCUUGUUUUUAGUAUGGAUGUUAAAAAGUUGCUUCUGGUUUCUAGCCCAUGUUUUGUCCAUUAAGAAAUACCUCAAAAAAACUAUCCUUUCACAACUCUUCACAACGUUACCAUGACUAUAUUUUCUAUUCAGAGUGAGUUCAGUCUUCAUAUCUCAAUGGAGAACAGUAGGAAAACACUUUUCUUUAGUUUCUUAUAUUUUCAUUUCAUCAUUUUUCAAAUUUUUUCAAACUUUUUCAGCAUACAGACACUAAGAUGUUCGUAUUAGUAAUUGCUGCUAAAUGUAGAAUGUUUUGUGUGCGUACUGGUAAUAUAGUUCACCCGCAUCUGACUAAAAAAGAUUAAAUGAUGAAUUACCUUUCAAUGUCAAAUUAUGUUUGGCUGUAUAUAUACAAACUGUUGACAAAUAUUCACAAACAAAUAUAUAUGUAAAUUGACAUGUAAAGUAUAUAAUUUGCUAAAAGUAAGUCAGCCCUUUAACUGGCAGUCUAAAUGUUGGUGUUUGUCAGGCUGCUGUUUUUUGUCUCUAAUAUUGAAUGUAAAAUACUUUACUUACAGCAAAAAAUGCUUAGACCUAAUUAUAAAGCACUCGGCUGUAAGUUUGCUUAUUUGUGCUUUUGCCGCCUGCUGCACUGCAGGACCAAUGUGCCAAAGUAUCUUUUUUUUUUUACUACAGGAUAUUUAUCAUACAGUUGUGUUCAUUUCAUCCAGUUGUUCGUUUCUGAAAAAGACUCAAGAGCUUGUGACAUUGGCCGGAAUUACAGCAGUUUUCAGUGUAGGACUAAGGAAGCUUGUUGUUGACAUGAUUUUAUCAUCAGGAUCAUAUUUCCAACUAUCCCUGAAAUGACUAAAUCAUACUUAAUCAAACUUAAAUCAAGAUAAAGAUUGGUAGCCCACAUAAUAAAUGCCCAAAAUGGUUUUUAAUCAUUUUAAUUGUGUAUACAAGUACAAAAAUGUAACAAAAAGAAGGUAUAAAUGAGAGCCAGCAUUAGGAUUGGAUGUCAGAUAUAUGCCAAAUUGUAUUUUAAAAUAAUUCCCACCCUUGUGAAAUCAUAUCUGCAAGGCCAGAUGUGAAGAACUUAGAGGAUCUGGAAAACAGUGUCACGUGUCUAAAUGUAUCAUAAUUCGAUGUAUAACAUGUUUUCUCACAUUGCGGAUUGAGCUAAAUGUGGUUUCAUCUUCAUGGAACUUCAUUUCCCAUGUUCAAAAUUCACUGUAUAUACUGGUAUGAAUUUCCACUAAAAGUAUUCACUUUGCUAAGAUCAUAACCUGUUUCUCUACAACACAAUACAGUAUGAUGACAAUAGCAGCACAUACAGAUGAAUGACUGAAUAUUCCAACUGGGUGCAGAUUUAUUGCCUACCUAAGAGGCUAGAUUCAUUUUAUGGAUCAUUAAAAUUAGCAAAACAAUGAAUGAUUCUCAUUGGUUCAACUGAGGUUCUGGAAAACAAUGCUCAUAUAUUUUCUCUCUUCAAGUCCAGUGUUAAUUCAGGUGGGGAAUUAAGACACCCACGACCAACAUUGUCCAAAUCCUCUCAAAUGUCACAGUCAAGUGGGUAUUUGCUGGCAAAUAUUUCACAUUUUCUCACGUUACGGUGUUAUAUUUGCUCAUCUGAAGCCACUUCAGCAUUAAUUCUGGAGACGCACUAUGUAUGAUUUACUUGUCACAUUUUCAUGUGACUUUGAGAAGAGUCAGUGGAAGGACUGUGGUAAGGCCUAUGGCGCCAUCUGUCGUCAGACCACGUGCACUGGCAUGUUGCUGCUUCCCACAGUUCACCGUUUCCAUGGGAUCCAUCCGUGCGCCGCGUGGAACCAAUUAGCUCGUGAUCAUAAGCACCUUUUGUGAAAAUGUGUAAAUCUGCAUGAGGAAAUAAAUGUGCCAUAGGUGUUGCUCUUAAAAGUUUCUCCAUGCAUUGCUCAAGGUUUUGUUAAAUUUUUGUAUUACCUUGUUUUCUGUCGAGUGUUGUAAUAUAUAAAUACAAUAUAACAAUUUUUAUUCAAGGGGAAAAAAAAAAAAAAAAAGCAGAGAGAAUAAUCCUAAUGGUCCUAGAUUCGUCUCCCCAAACUAUGAAACUAAGACAAACUUAGUGUUUAUUGCUGAUAUUUUUGGUGGGGUUUACUGGGUCCAAGUUGUAAUGGAAUGUCUGGUAAUUGCUUUUGUACUGCGUGUCAUCAUCAAUAUGCUACAAUGGAAUUAAAUAUGAUAAAGUUUA